GAUGGGGCGGGGCCAGUAAUGAGGGGCGCUGCGGAUCUGUUGCGGUGGCGGAGCCUACUCCACCUGCCUGCGAUGCGGUACAAACACCGCACGAAGUGUGUACAGAUUCACUGUCAGACUGCGGGAGGGACCUGGGAGCGGCCACGGGUAACUGGAAAUUAGUGAUACCCACUGAGCUGGGAGGCUCUUGUGACUGCCCCAGCCCAGCUGUCAUCACAAGUCUCUUAUCAUCGUCUAUGCAAGGCUGCUUUAUCACUAGGAGACCAAGAGCUCAAGCAGGGCCUCUGUGCCCUGCUUCUUCCCUGACCUGAGUUGGAUCCAGGACCAGCUGCUGUCCUCCUGUUCCCUCCGACACUGUCCUCACAGCUCCGUCAUGACCCACUUGCUGACAGUAUUCCUGGUGGCUCUGAUGGGCCUGCCUGUGGCCCAGGCUCUGGAGUGCCACGUAUGUGCCUACAAUGGAGACAACUGCUUCAAACCCAUGCGAUGCCCCGCCAUGGCCACCUACUGUAUGACCACGAGAACUUACUUCACCCCGUACCGGAUGAAGGUGAGGAAGUCCUGUGUUCCCAGCUGCUUUGAGACCGUGUAUGAUGGCUACUCCAAGCACGCGUCUGCCACCUCCUGUUGCCAGUACUACCUGUGCAAUGGUGCUGGCUUUGCUACCCCAGUGACCUUGGCCCUAGUCCCGGCACUCCUAGCUACCUUCUGGAGCUUGCUAUGAAGAGCUUUGUUCCCCAAACCAGACCCCCUCAAACACAACACUCUUUAAAAAAAAAAACAGUUACCCCCUCUCGCCCACUUGCUUCACCCAACCCUCUUCCCUCUGAGACUCCUCUGCCAUGAGGUUCCGUGGCUGUCUAUGAAAGGACUGAUGCCAUCCAGAUACCUCACUCCAAGGUCAUUUUCAGAAGGCUGAUGUGUGGACCUGGAAUGUGCCCAGUCAUGGGUGGGGCAGGCUCGGCUCCUCCUCUACCCAGGAUCAGGGGCAUCUGGGAGAGUGAUGUUUAUGGGGGGAGGGGUCAUUGCUUAAGUCAAGGAAUACUGGUUUAAUAGAAUUGGUAGCCAAACUCCA
Messenger RNA from Rattus rattus (black rat), 1075 nucleotides. It is a transcript of the gene Lynx1, whose product is annotated as Ly6/neurotoxin 1. Bases 374 to 724 code for a protein of 116 amino acids. The record is from RefSeq and is a predicted model, not a curated record. Lineage: Eukaryota; Metazoa; Chordata; Mammalia; Rodentia; Muridae. The transcript has 4 exons.